AUGACUCGCACAAUUUUGUGCUUUGUAAAAUCGGACUUUGUGCUAGAACUUGACAUAAGUGAGUUUGUUCAUCAUCAGUCGAAACUCCUGCAAACAACGGUGUGUUCUACGCAGGAAGCUCACCAAUGUCUGGGCGUCUUACAGACUUGUGUUGAGGAAUACUUAAAGCAUAAUAACAAUGACAAUGAUGAGAUCUGUUCCCUUGGAACCCACUCUUUACCGGUGACAGGGUUAACAGACGAAUUCAGGGAUGUACCAGACGAUAGUUUACAAGCUGAAUUUACAAUCCUUGGCCCUGUGAGGCCUUUAGCUAUAUCAUUCAAAGUGCUAUAUCAAAUGGGAGAUGCCAUACCAAGACCAUUCACAGAAUAUAUCAUUCAUACUGACGACGAAGAAAACAGACUGGAGCUAGAAGGAAAGUCCUAUCAACCAAGUUUGACAAAGGCAGCAAUUAUUUCGUCUGUUGACGUCAGCAUAACAACCCCAAUCAACGUCAGGUUCUACUGCAACGGACACUACUACGGGGCAGACUGCAGUGUCUAUUGCGAUGACGAUGAUGAUAACAUCAGAUUUCGUUGCCGUGACGACGGGUCACGUGACUGCUUACCUGGCUGGGGUGGAGAGUUUUGUGACACAGCCACACCUGCAAGGGACGAUGCGGUAGUUGUCAAGAACCAUCCCAAGGUGCGGAUGAUCCACUAUGACUCAGGACGCGAUGAGUCAGUGUUCACAAACAGCACGCUCUCCAGACACAAGCGGCAGGCUAUCAGAGGUGCUUGUCGCAGUGCUCCAUGUUUAAAUGGAGGCACGUGUCGGUGGUUACCAAACAAUGACCCAGAAUUCCAGUGUACCUGCAGUCCGGGAUACACAGGUGUACAGUGUGAAAGAGGAAUUGACGACUGCGCUAGUAAUCCAUGCAACCACGGCGUGUGUAUAGACAACGUCAACUACUACAACUGCAGCUGUGACCUGGGAUGGGAAGGACCGCUAUGCAAUAUUGAUGUGCAGGAGUGUCUGAGGAAUCCGUGCACGAACGGCGGCACGUGUGACGAGCCGGAGCCGGGCAUGUUCCGGUGCAUCUGUCCCGUGGGGUACCGCGGCCUCACGUGCGACAUCGACAUCAACGAGUGCACGCUGCUGAGCCCCUGCUACAACGGCGCCACCUGUAAAGAGGGAGAACCAGGAAACUACACGUGCCACUGCCCGGACGGCUUCACUGGACCUGAGUGUGAAAUAGACGUUGAUGAAUGCGCGUCCAACCCGUGCGUCAAUGGAGGAACCUGUGAACAGUCCAUACCUGGCCAGUUCAUCUGCAGAUGUCCCGAAGGUUUCCAGGGAGACAUCUGUAACCUGGACGUGGACGAGUGUUUUCUGAGUCCGUGCCGUAACGGAAACUGUCGGAACCGGCGCGGCUCGUUCAGCUGUCAGUGUUUCACGGGCUGGGAGGGCGAGCUGUGCGAUCAGGAGAUAGACGAGUGUAAUUCAGGGCCCUGUCAGAACGGAGCUACCUGUCGGAACGGUCGACCGGGGACUUUCAUCUGUAGCUGCGCAGCUGGUUUCACGGGAGACGUGUGUGACACGGAUAUUGACGAGUGCGCCGUCCUCCAGCCGUGUAGAAAUGGCGCCACCUGUCGACAAGAAAGUGCAGGCACUUAUCGCUGUCUGUGCGCCCCUGGUUUCGAGGGUCCUACUUGUGAGAUUGACAAAGAUGAGUGCGAAUCACGGCCCUGUCAGAACGGAGGGACGUGUUCGCAGGGUAUCGUUCCGGGCACGUUCCAGUGCAGAUGCCCUCCCAAUUAUAACGGGUCUACCUGUGACGGUCAGAUUGACUACUGUAUUGACCGGCCAUGUCGGAAUGGAGGCCAGUGUCAACAGAGUCAGGGCCAGUACAGCUGUCUCUGUCGGUCUGGAUAUGAGGGCAGACAUUGCGAAUUCGACAUCAGAGAGUGUGCGUCCAAUCCCUGCUUCAAUGGCGGCAACUGCACGGAACCCCAGCCCGGACUUUUCCGCUGUUCCUGUAGACCUGGAUGGGAAGGUCCACAGUGUCAGUCCAACGUUGACGAGUGUGCCAGCAGACCUUGCAAGAAUGGUGCGACAUGCCGCGAAGGUCAACCAGGAACGUUUAUUUGUGUGUGUCCUCUUGGUUUUGAGGGUGUAACGUGCGAGACGGAUAUCAAUGAAUGUCUGUCAAACCCUUGCCACAAUGGAGCAACAUGCAGGCAACCACAACCUGCGGUGUUUUCCUGUCGCUGUCCUCCUGGUUUCCAGGGCCGACUGUGUGACGUGGAAGUGAAUUCGUGCGACUCGCGUCCGUGCAGACAGAACGCGCAGUGCAGAAACCUGGGAGCCGGGAGCUACAGCUGCACGUGUGUUCCGGGAACAAGGGGUCUGCAGUGUGAACAAGAUGUCAAUGAAUGCGAAAGCAACCCAUGCCAAAAUGGCGGCACAUGCUCCCAGCCGGUGAUUGGAAGGUACCAGUGUGAUUGUAUUCCCGGAUAUUCGGAUGUUUCCUGUGAAGAAGAUAUCGACGAAUGCGCGGACAACCCGUGUGCUAACAACGGAACCUGUACACAGGGCAACCCGGGCCAGUUCUUCUGUUCGUGCCAGGCAGGGUUUACCGGAGAAAACUGCACAGAAGAUAUCGACGAGUGUCUGUCCGCGCCGUGCAUGAACAAUGGACAUUGUGUGCAGGACGGACCAGGGUCCUUCAACUGCAGUUGCAUCCCAGGAUACUUUGGCGAUCGCUGUCAACAAGCAAAAACACUGUGGUUAAACUACUGUUUGCAGGAAAUAACCGACACGACGUACAUGUGUACGUGCGCCCCAGGGUACACGGGGUUCCAGUGUAACGUCAACAUCAACGAGUGUGAGAGCGACCCCUGCCGGCAGGAUGGAAUCUGUCUGGACGGAAUCAACGGCUACACGUGUGCAUGCAUGAAAGGAACUGGAGGUCUACACUGUGAGACAGACUUCGACGACUGCAACCCGAGCCCGUGUCUGGGGAACGCCCACUGUACCGACUGGACCGACGACUUCUUCUGUACAUGUCCGCCCAAUAUUGGAGGCAAAAUAUGUAACGAAUCUGUACCCGGCGCGACCUACAUCCCUUGUCCUACAAAUCAGUGUCUUAAUGCUGGUCUGUGUUGGCUGAACGCAGACGGUUCUACAAGAUGUGACUGUCCAAAAGGUUUUACCGGCGACACGUGUGAGAUCAACCUCAACGACUGUAACCCGAUGCCGUGUCUGUCUGGAGCCAAGUGCCACGACUGGAUUGACGAUUUCUACUGUUUCUGCCCUCCAUGGACGUACGGAAAAGUCUGUGACAACGUGACUACACCCUCCCCGGUGACGCCGAACCUCCGCUUUAGUCGCCGUCGAUACGGGAUCGACCCGACAACCCUGGCCAUCAUGCUGGGCAUCAUCUUCGGUCUGCUGCUUCUCAUCAUCCUCGCCAUCGUCAUCUGGGUGUUCGUGGGGCAGAGGAAAGGGCCGCGAGACUUCUGUUUCGCCCUGCCGUCCUCCAUGUACAAACAGAUCUUUGACUGGCACGAGAGCACCUUCAGCUCGGACAGAUAUUGAACUUCUUUCUGAAAUACCAUUUCACACAGAGACAAACCUACAAGUGGAUCUAAAUGGGGAUGGCAUGGGGUCUGUUGCCCUAAGGCGACGGAAGCAAGCGUGGCAGGGGGCAUAUUCUCCAUAAACUCUUAAGAUUAUGCAUUGUCCCUCUCUCUCAGUUAAAGACGAAUUAAAAGUGAAAGACCCUA
Molecule: messenger RNA, 3767 nt
Organism: Gigantopelta aegis
Lineage: Eukaryota; Metazoa; Mollusca; Gastropoda; Neomphalida; Peltospiridae
Product: fibropellin-1-like
Exons: 24
Coding region: 1-3579 (1192 amino acids)
Biological process (GO): cell communication; establishment or maintenance of epithelial cell apical/basal polarity; heterophilic cell-cell adhesion
Cellular component (GO): plasma membrane; protein-containing complex
Molecular function (GO): calcium ion binding
Source: RefSeq, a predicted model, not a curated record